AUGCUCGAUGAUCGAGACGCUCAGCUAGACACUGAAGAAAAUGCAUGUGGGCAGCAAGCAAUUUGGCGCCACGUGUAUGACUUGAUGAAAUGCGAUUCCCCCGCAUGCCGCCUGGGACCUUACUGCUGGCUUGACCCAGUAGGAAAAGAGCAUUAUCGACUUCGCACACAAACCCUCAAGCGAUUAGUGACCUAUGCUGAGAAAGGCGGCGUCCUUGAAACACAUAAAGAUGUUCCGGAUGAAAUACAGGAAGAGCUUCAUUUGGAAGAACAGCAACGACAGGAGAAAGACAAAAGCAAAAGUGGCAAGGUUCUCGGCGUCACACCGUAUCUACCUAUCAACAUCAAUGUUCUGCCAUCUCACUCUGUUGGAUUGGAUCCAACAGCUUCCAGUGCAACUGCUGACCCAAGAGUUUCAAAAGAAACAUCUCCUUUGAAGAUUCCUGGUUCCAGAGACGUAGCUGUCAAAGAGUAUGGUGAGUGGCUUGCAUCAACUGUAUCGGAUGAUACACUCAAAGCUGCAUUUCGGCAGGCGUGUGAUGUGACGCUGUCGGAUGGCUUCGACCUUGAGCACAUACAUAAGGACGAAAAUCUAGGAUUCUUCGUUGGUAAAGGGGUCAUGCCGGGAAUUGCUCGCACAUUUGUAGAGAAUAUCCGUAACUGGGUCGAAACUGUGAAGAAAGUAAUACCCAUUCUUGAUGAUGUAUAA
This is a messenger RNA of Penicillium hordei, 708 nucleotides long. RefSeq lists its product as uncharacterized. The record is from RefSeq and is a predicted model, not a curated record. The transcript has a single exon. The coding region runs from base 1 to 708 and encodes 235 amino acids. NCBI's taxonomy places the organism in Eukaryota, Fungi, Ascomycota, Eurotiomycetes, Eurotiales, Aspergillaceae.